Molecule: messenger RNA, 2715 nt
Organism: Hylaeus volcanicus
Lineage: Eukaryota; Metazoa; Arthropoda; Insecta; Hymenoptera; Colletidae
Product: calcium/calmodulin-dependent protein kinase type IV-like
Exons: 7
Coding region: 181-2331 (716 amino acids)
Biological process (GO): positive regulation of apoptotic process; protein phosphorylation; intracellular signal transduction
Cellular component (GO): nucleus
Molecular function (GO): protein serine/threonine kinase activity; ATP binding
Source: RefSeq, a predicted model, not a curated record
GCACCCGACGUCGGCCACCGGGGACUCGGCCGUCCGAGACCGCAGACGCGAUAGUCAAUAAUUGCCUUUGGGGUGCAUCGGAUCGGUUCGGCCGAGAGACCGCGAUCGUGGGCCGCGUGCAACGACCGGAGAACGCAACUCACGUCCCUCGUGGCACCAGAGGGUGGCAACCAGGGGAGGAUGAUACGCGUGGACGAGACUGACCCCGUGGGCGAGAUCGAGCCGAGCUUUCCUUAUCGGGACGUGACCAUACGUCGUGGCGUGGAGUUCAAGGAUCAUUACGACAUCCAGUCGGAAAUUGGACGAGGGAAAUUUGGCACCGUGUAUCGAUGCAAGGAAAAGGCAAGUGGUUUAACGCUGGCCGUGAAGGUGGUGAACACCGUGAAAAAGGAGGAUAGACGAUCCGUGGAACGGGAAGUCGAAAUCAUGAGACGGCUACAGCAUCCACGACUUAUUCAGCUCUACGACGCCAUCGAUACAGGGAGACAGAUCUACGUUAUUUUGGAACUGAUCGAAGGCGGCGAGCUAUUCGAGAGGGUGAUAGACGACGACUUCGUCUUGACCGAGCGCAGUUGUGCCGUCUUUAUGCGACAAAUCUGCGAGGGCAUGGAAUUCAUUCAUCGUCAGAAGAUUCUGCAUCUCGAUAUGAAGCCCGAGAAUAUAUUGUGCCUAACUAAAGAAGGGAACAGGAUUAAAAUCAUAGACUUCGGCCUGGCGAGGGAAUACGAUCCGAAGAAGAAACUGCAGGUUCUAUUUGGCACGCCGGAGUUCGUUGCACCGGAAGUCGUAAAUUUCGAUCAGAUUGGUUUCGGUACCGACAUGUGGAGUAUAGGCGUCAUCUGUUACGUACUGUUGUCGGGCUUGUCUCCGUUCAUGGGCGACACAGACAUCGAGACAAUGGCGAACGUGACCAUCGCGAAGUACGACUUCGACCACGACGCGUUCGCGGACAUAUCCGAGGACGCGAAAGACUUUAUCCGCUGUCUUCUAGUGAAAGACAAAGAAAAACGAAUGUCAGCCACGCAAUGCGGGGAGCACCGUUGGCUAGCCAGAAGGCCGAGCAAGCACCAGGUCGAGCCAAAGGCGUCGCCAAGCCAGAGACCAAAAAUUCCCGAGCAAAUCCCUCAAAACUCACGGGUGCAGAGCAACGCGGACGAGCUGGACGUGACCAAGGACAACUUGAGGCUGUUCGUCGAACGUUGGCGGGAGCAUCCCGACAGCCCCUACAUGAUCGACUUCCCACCUGGCACUUUGUCUCAGCAGAGCGCGUUUCGCGACCGCGACGAGGUGGUGUCUCUGAUGGGACAAAGUCCAUCGCCAUGUGCCAGCAUUUGCAGCACGUCCUCAGAGACAACAGACAGCGCACCCCAGAACACUCGUGGCUACCUGGCGGUGCCUAGUUUCAGCUACGAGAGGAGAGCCUCCGAGGGCGUCUCCGUGGAGAAGUCCCGAGUCGAUCCAGCCAGCCAGAUCGUCCUAGCCGAGGAGAUAAUCAAGUUAUCCGAGCACCUGCGCUCUAUAGCGAUGAACACGUGUCUGAUGUCCAAUGACGAAGGCCCAGAGUCGAGCAAAAAGACUGACAAGGUCGAGGAGAAGGCCAAGAGUAACAGAAAUGGAGUUAACUCGAGGAGUAAUGGAAUGGUGUCCCAGGAGAGCACAGAGUGCAACGAGAUCGCGGAGAAACUCUCGAGCAUAGCUCGUCACAGGAAACUAAACGGAACGACCUUUCAUAGUAGUCGUAGCUUUGAAAGGCACGCCGAGACGAGUGCUGGAAACAUGUUCGCGACGUUGAAGAAAAAGCAGAGCGUCGAGGGAGAGUGUUCCACCUCGAAGAAGAACGAUAGAGUGUUUCAGGAGGAGUCUGGUACAGGAACAGAUAGUUCUGUCGUGUAUCCUUCUUUAUAUAUCCCACCCUUCGAAGGUUCGACAAGUUCCACCUCGAGCAACGAGAAGGAUAGAGUGCUAGGUAACAAUAUCGACAGUGACAUGGACCUGACGCCACCCUGGCGACGCCCACGCGUCAAGCACAUGUUUGGAGAGACCAGUAGGGAUGUACCUCGAAUUUCAGGAUUACGGAAUGUUCACAAAAGUCUGAAUCUUGAUGAGCCUACCAGUACCAAGGAUUUGUUGCUACACUUGUUGGAGGAGUGGGACGAAGUCGCCACGAGGCCUUCAGGAGUGGGAAGGAAGUCAGUGAGCGUCGAUUGGGGCGGAGAGGAGUCCGUUGGGAGGAAAACUAUGAACUCUCUCGCGGAGUACUUUCAGUCCAAGCAGCAGAAGUCGACGUCCAGUGCCGUCAACUCGUCUGCACCUAGCUCUAUACAUCGUUGAGGGCUGAGAAGACCACGUUGGACUUGACUGGCACUAUUCGCGACAGUGAAACUCUCAGGACUAUAUACAGUGGUGGACUUUGGGGUGUAUUUUUGGAUGUUUUGAACGUUGUUCGAUGUUGGAUGGUCUCGAGAGUGACGAAAAUGACAACACCAGACUUUUUGUAUGCGUCGUUUUUGUCCGUUCAAAGAUUGUAAAUAGAGAGAACAUCUCCAGCUUACGUGGUAACAAAGAAUUUGCAGUAGAUUCGAAACGUUUAUCAUGAGAACUUAUUUGCGCCGAGUUCAAGAGAAUUUAUUUCAUACAUUUUAUGUAAACUCCCCUCGGAUAACAUUCGAUGUACUUCGUGGAAAAAUAAAUUCAUUCCUCUUGAAUAAAAUAAAA